AAAGAUGAGUCGAAGAAGUCCAAAGCCCGAGAUGAAGCUGAAUCUUUCGCCGCCUACGUCAAGCAGGAGGAGGGUUGUUCGAUCUCCAAGCCGCUCUGCGACAACAUCACCUACGUCACCGCAAAGCUCGUGUGUCUCUUCGGAGAUGAACCAGGACGAUCAGUCUGUGAGGUACUCGACAAGUCCAGAGACAAGCUCGAUGGUUCUUGUCGGGUGUCCUCGUUGUCUCAUGUACGUUAUGCUCUCACAAGACGACCCUAAAUGCCCUAAAUGCAAAAGCACCGUUCUUCUUGAUUUCAACCAUGAAAACGCCUCAAACGCCAACGCUCCAGCCGCUUCUUCCUCUGGUCGCAAGACUCGGAGGAACUGAAAAGACCAGUAAAACCAAAAACCCAUGUCUUUUUUAUUUAGUUAUUUAUCCUUUUUAUCUUUGCGAAUGUAGCUGUUGUUUAUGAGAGUAGUGCUAAUCACGCUCCACUUUAUAAACUUGGAGAAGAAGGUACGUAAGAGAUGAAACUAGGGUUUUCAUACUCACAAAACUUCAAAUAAAAAAGGGUGGAGCGUGAAUAGCACUAUCUUUUCUUUUUCCUAUCUUUCCUUAACAUUUUUCUACCAUUUGAGGGUUAUCUAAUGGAAGAAGAAUCUAUCUGUACGUGAAAAUGUGUGUCAUUGUCUCCAUAUUCUACUCCUGAGUCUUAUAAAUCGUUUCAUCCAUCAAA
This is a messenger RNA of Brassica napus (rape), 719 nucleotides long. Its product is annotated as protein GL2-INTERACTING REPRESSOR 1. The transcript has a single exon. The record is from RefSeq and is a predicted model, not a curated record. The coding region runs from base 5 to 370 and encodes 121 amino acids. NCBI's taxonomy places the organism in Eukaryota, Viridiplantae, Streptophyta, Magnoliopsida, Brassicales, Brassicaceae.